UUGACAACCGACGCCCUCAAAGCCAUCGUUCUUGUCAGAACGCCGGGGAUCGCGCGGACCGCGGAGGGGCGCGAGGCUGAGGGCGGCAUCACCUCUCCGCGCGCUGCUCGAGAAUCCGACGAGGCAGCCGACGAGGCUGAGACAAUCGACGGUGAGGAGUUUGAAGAAGAAGACGAGCUGGUGAUUCCCACCGCUGACGUCCUAAGCAUCUCGCCACCACCCGUUGUUGUCAUCUCAACAACCAUCACCGAGGCUCAACUGCUACUGACUUCAACAGCAUCGGUGACAGUCACGAUCAUCAACCCCGUCAUCGCAGAGUUCGUGGUGAAGCCGGAGAUAGAUCAAGAAGAAAAAGCUGAUGGGAGUCUCGGUCAAGCGCGCCACAGCGGGAGCUGGGUGUCCCUAAAUCUGGCCACACCACCACAAAGGCGACCACCAGAUGAGCUGGGGACGUCGACUGCCAGGAAGAGGAAGAAGAAGAAGUUGAUCGCCACGGGAAGAACUCGUGGCCGGAACUUGGAGUCACGUCGAGGAAGGACUGGAAGAGGAAGAAGAAGAAGUUGA
This is a messenger RNA of Linum tenue, 564 nucleotides long. Lineage: Eukaryota; Viridiplantae; Streptophyta; Magnoliopsida; Malpighiales; Linaceae. The record is from the annotation of a GenBank genome assembly.